Messenger RNA from Lolium perenne, 494 nucleotides. RefSeq lists its product as uncharacterized. The record is from RefSeq and is a predicted model, not a curated record. NCBI's taxonomy places the organism in Eukaryota, Viridiplantae, Streptophyta, Magnoliopsida, Poales, Poaceae.
AUUCCGCUUUGAUAUCACAAGCACCAGCCAUGGCAAAUAACAACCUGGUCCUCCUCCUCCUCCUCAUUGUCGCCGCCUCCUUCGCGGCGGCUUCUGCCUCCCGCACCAAGAUCAGCAGCUCGAGGGCCACUCCAACGGUAUACGAGAUGCUGGCGGACUACGACUUCCCGCCGGGCAUCCUCCCCGAGGGCGUGCAGAACUACACCCUCCACGCAGACGGCUCCUUCGACGUGUUCCUCCCGAGCGCGUGCGAGAUCGACGUCUCCAGCUUCAAGCUCCAGUACGAGAGCACGAUCCACGGGAGCAUCAAGAACAUGGUGAUCGACGAGCUGCAGGGGGUGAGCGUGAACGUCGCGGUAACACGGGUAGGCAUCACGGGAGUCGACCGGGACGGCGACGACCUCAAGUUCGACGCCGGCGUGAUAUCCAAGUCGUUCCCCGUCGGCACCUUCGCCGUCAGCCCGUACUGCAGCUGAUCGCUGUCGGAAGUGAAC